AUGGCAGCCCGGGUCUCCUUCACCCAAGUUCGCCUGGAAGCGGAGUUGGAGCGCUACCGGGCCGAGUGCCAGUGGGACAAGAUGCCGAUGAUCAUCGACCAGAUGAAGGUGGCGCGGAUUCACGAGGACGAUGACUAUGGGAUGCUGCUGAUGGCCGAGGCGCUGCUGGAGGAGUGUCUGCAGGAAAACAUGGACCUGUUACGCAGCUCAACACCUUUGAUGGAUAAGACCCAGCCCAAACUGUCCCGGGCCAAAGGCCACCUCAACACCAUCCUCAGCCGAGGCCGUCUCACACCCAGGUACCUGAAUGAGGCUCUGCUGCUGAUGGCUAAGGUGCACUAUGUGCAGGGUCGCUACAGGGAUGCCCAGGGUAUGUGUGCCAGGGUGGGACUGGAGGAGCUGACGCGGGAUGAGCAGCCGACCUACCACCUCCGCCUGCUGGCUGAGGCUUUUGUCAUCAAAGGUCUGUCUCUGGACCACCAGAUAGUUUCUGCAGUGUCUCGUGUCCGUCUGUCAGAGAGGGAGGAGGAGAGUCUGUCCUGUUACCUGAAGGCCUGCGACGCUUCUCUAUCCUUCCUGCAGGAGCUCGAUAAGAUGGUAACAACACCCCACGCUAAGACAGCAAAAGCCAGUUUGCUUCCUCCACCUGCGGACAUCGACCUGGGCUACUUCCUGCAGGCGUCAUUACAGAGUGCGUACCUCUGUCUGCUGCAGAGAGGUCAUCUUGCACAGGGUGCUCACCAACUGCGUAGGGUGCUCAGGGUGGUGGAGUCACGAGGGUCUCAGAGCUUCAGGAAGUCUGCGGCGAGGAAGCUAGCAGAGGUGCUGCUGAGCUCUGUGAGUGAGGACAGCUACUGGCCCCCACUGGGCCCCCCACCUUCAGCCUGGCUCCACAGAGAGGGAGCCGCAGCCUCCAAAGACGCCAUCUACCCCACUGUUAAACCGCCACAACGUUACAGCACUGACUGUUGCUUCUGUCCUCAGGACGUGGUGGAGGAGGCUGUGUUGCUGCUGCUCAUCACAGAGUCCAUGGCCAGCGGCGAGGCGGUCAUCAGUCGUCUGCCAGACCAGGCUGAAGCUCGUCAGGCCAGCCUGCAGGAUGCCACCUCUGUCUAUGACCUGCUCACCAUUGGCAUGGCCAGGAGGGGGCAGUACGGCAUGCUCUCUGAGUGUCUGGAGCGAGCCAUGAAGUUUUCAUUUAACGAGUUCCACCUCUGGCACCAGCUGGGCCUGUCACUCAUGGCAGCCGGGAAGGGGGUUGGUGCUGUGUCUGUAUUUAAAGAGUGUGCCAGGAUGAGACCAGAGGAUCCUUCAUUGCCCCUAUUGGCUGCUAAAGUCUGCAUUGGUCAACUGCAUUGGUUCGAGGAGGCUGAGGCUCUGUCACAGACUGUGGUGUCUAUGGGGGAAGAAGCUGGAGAAUUUCUACCUCGAGCCUAUCUGUCCUUGGGACUCUGCUGCAGUUUACAGGCCUCUGAUGCACCUCUGAAAGCUGAUCGUAAUGAAUUCAACAAAAGAGCACUACAAGCUUUAAGCAAAGCUCAUUCGUUAGACCCCCAGGAUGCUCAGAUUGCCAUGUACCUGGCUCUCCAGCUGGCCCUUGUACGCCAGGUAUCGGCAGCCAUAGAGCCCCUGCAGGCAGCUUUAUCUCUCCGUGGGGACGACUUACACUCCCUCCACCUGCUGACUCUGCUGCUGAGCGCCCAGAAACACCACCGUCACGCCCUGGACACCCUGGGCUUGGCCCUCAGCCAGCACCCCAGCAACUUCAAUCUGCUGUUCACAAAGGUGAAGCUUCAGGAGGCCCUCUUUGGCCCUGCUGUGGCCCUGCAGACCUGUGAGGAGAUGCUGCAACAGUGGCAAAGCCGCUAUGAUGUCAGCCGCUCCAGUGAGACAGAUGACAGUAGCAGUAUACCAAUGGCCGAGAGGGCAGAGGUCAGCCCCGGAGCCAGGAAACCCUCUAUCCACCUCACCCUGCCUGACUUCCAGGACGCCUCCACUGGUUCAUUGAGCCCUUCGUCAGUUGCAGCAUCUCGUCUGGAAGCAGCCCUCUCUGAGGUAUCAGACCUCAGCUCCAUCCGACGCCAAGGACCCACCUACAUCUGGAACACCCUGGAACGCAUUUGGCUGCAAGCUGGGGAGUUGUUCAUGGCAGACGGUCGGCUAAAGGAAGCCCAGUUCUGCUUAGCCGAGGCCAGCGCACUCUUCCCCAACUCGUACUCCGUGCUGCUGCAGCGGGGCCGUCUGGCUGAGCUCCGGGGCCAACUGGACGAAGCCAAAGGCCUGUACGACGAGGCCCUAGCCAUCCAUCCCACAGGAGAGCGCAUACUUGUGCACAUGGGGCGGCUGCUGGUGAAAACCGGGCGUGUCCACCUCGGAGAGAAGGUCCUCCGUGAUGCUGUUCAGGUCCACAGUACCUCCCAUGAGGCAUGGAGCGGCCUGGGCGAGGCCCUGCAGUCUCGGGAAGCCAGCCAGGCCCCUGACUGCUUCUUGACUGCCCUUGAGCUGGAGGCUUCCUGCCCCAUCCGCCCCUUCACCAUCAUCCCCAGGGAGCUUUGAGGGGCCAGGGCUGGGGUGGAGGUUUGGGUUAUAGGGUUAAGGAAAUGACCUGUUGUUGGAUAAUUAUACACUAAUGCAGAUACAUUUAAAAGUAGUGCUGGGGGGACAAAAUAUUCCUUGAAUGAAAAGUUUGACAUUUUGGGCUCUUAGCUUUCUUGCCAAAAACUUAAUGAGAAGAUCAAUACCACUCAUAUCUGCCAGUUAAAUAUAAUGUAACAGCCAGCCUAUUAUACUUUUCCUGAUUUUCUGUCAAAUAUAGAAAAUGUUACAAUAUCAGAUGUUCAUGUUAUACAUGGUCAAAGUUUCAAACAGUGAGAUAAACAUAUGUAAAAGUAAUCUCCGUCAGCAAAAAACUCAAAAAACUGUUCUGUAUAUUCUGUUUCCAACAAUUUUUUUUUCUGCUUUCGAGACAUGCUGCCCAGUUAGCAGGGAACAUUCCCACAACACUAGCAAACAUUACCUCCAAGUUGUA
Plectropomus leopardus (leopard coralgrouper) is the source of this 3028-nucleotide messenger RNA. RefSeq names its product tetratricopeptide repeat domain 7A (gene ttc7a). Gene Ontology annotation, cellular component: plasma membrane. NCBI's taxonomy places the organism in Eukaryota, Metazoa, Chordata, Actinopteri, Perciformes, Serranidae. Gene Ontology annotation, molecular function: protein binding. Gene Ontology annotation, biological process: protein localization to plasma membrane; phosphatidylinositol phosphate biosynthetic process. The record is from RefSeq and is a predicted model, not a curated record.